GCGGAACUUUUCAGAAAUUUCAAGAUUUCGAGAUCAGAGUCAUGGAUUGGCUGUUGUGUGGGAGGGAAUCUCAGCGAUUGGCGCAAAUCCCUCCUACGUUAUGCGGAAAUCAACAACUGUGGCCAAUAGCAGAUGGCAACGAGCUCUCGGACUCGCGCUAAAAUUCCGAUUAUUUGUUUGCAGUAUAUUCGAUUCCUAACCCCAGACCUGUCGAGUCGCAACAACGUGAUCGAAACCGGCUUGUUCUUUUUACAAAUAUCUUCAAAUUUAUAACAUAAACCAUGCCCCUGACCAGCAUUAUCAACAAGGAAAACAUCGUUUCUGGCAUCGAAAAUGUUUCUUUGAAAGAAAAGAUCAAUGACAACAAAAUUACAAAGAAGCAGCAGAAGGCGAAGAAUUUCGAUCCUCAGCUGGAGCCCCUGCUCAGGGACAAUCCCAGGCGUUUUGUCAUCUUCCCCAUUCAAUACCCUGAUAUCUGGGAGAUGUACAAGAAGGCCGAGGCUUCUAUUUGGACCGCUGAGGAAGUAGAUUUGUCCAAGGAUUUGAAAGACUGGAGUGAGCUGACCAACGAGGAACGUAAGUUCAUCUCGCACGUUCUGGCAUUCUUUGCCGCCUCCGACGGCAUUGUGAACGAAAACCUGGUAGAGCGUUUCAACCAGGAAGUGCAGGUUGCAGAGGCCAGAUGCUUCUAUGGCUUUCAAAUCGCCAUGGAAAACAUCCAUUCAGAAAUGUACAGUCUUCUGAUUGACACCUACGUCUCUGACCCCAACGAAAAGGAAUACUUGUUUAACGCCAUUGAGACGAUGCCACCAGUGAAGAGGAAGGCCGACUGGGCAUUGAAUUGGAUUGGCAACAAGACUGCCACCUAUGGAGAACGAGUUGUCGCCUUUGCUGCUGUGGAAGGAAUCUUCUUCUCAGGCAGUUUUGCCUCCAUUUUCUGGCUUAAGAAGCGAGGGCUCAUGCCUGGCCUCACUUUCAGCAAUGAACUAAUCUCUAGAGAUGAGGGCCUGCAUUGUGAUUUCGCUUGCCUCAUGUUCAAACACCUGGUGCAGAAGCCAUCUGUCGAGGAAGUAACCAAAAUUAUAACUGACGCUGUUGUUAUUGAGCAAGAGUUCCUCACUGAAGCUCUUCCAGUCGCCAUGAUUGGCAUGAAUUGUGAUUUGAUGAAACAGUACAUUGAAUUUGUGGCUGAUAGACUCCUUGUUGAGCUUGGCUGCCCGAAGGUGUAUAAAAAGGAGAACCCGUUCGACUUCAUGGAGCAUAUCUCAUUGGAAGGCAAGUCCAACUUUUUUGAGAAGAAGGUCGGCGAGUAUCAGCGACUUGGAGUCAAGAACCAGAACAAGGACGAUCAUCUUUUCACUUUGGAAGCGGAUUUCUGAUGAGCAUCAUUGGUGACGUACCUCUUAAGGCUUAGACUUGAUAUCAUUGACUUGACUACUUGAAUAGUGUGCUUUAAACCAAAAGGUCUCAUCAUUUUAUAAUUUAAAACUUAAAAGUAUUUUUAUUGUAAAAAACGAUAGAUAUUUGUAAACAAAUAAUGUGUACUUGCUUUGCACAAAAAAUAAAAAAAAUUCUUGUCGUGUAAAUUA
Messenger RNA from Cloeon dipterum, 1589 nucleotides. It is a transcript of the gene RnrS, whose product is annotated as ribonucleoside-diphosphate reductase subunit M2. Gene Ontology annotation, cellular component: cytosol. Lineage: Eukaryota; Metazoa; Arthropoda; Insecta; Ephemeroptera; Baetidae. Gene Ontology annotation, molecular function: ribonucleoside-diphosphate reductase activity, thioredoxin disulfide as acceptor. Gene Ontology annotation, biological process: deoxyribonucleotide biosynthetic process. The record is from RefSeq and is a predicted model, not a curated record. The coding region runs from base 282 to 1379 and encodes 365 amino acids. The transcript is spliced from 5 exons.